CCUGAAAAAUCUCUCCUUUCUUCUUUCUUCUUUCUUCUUUCUGCUUUCUUCUCUCACUCACGCGUACAUAGGACUCUGAAAGACGAGAGAGGGAGAGAGCGCUCUUUCUCUUUUUCUUUUUCCUCCACCGUUUUCUUUUUUCCUGUUCUCUUUGUUGCCGCGUCGCGUGGGCAUGGGGAGUCGCAAUCCGCCCAGCCUUUGUUUGGCGAGACGAGAGAGAUAAAGAGGAAGGAGCUAUGCAGAGAAGCGCCGAUUGACGUUUCAGGGGCGAGCAGGCGGAGGAUGAGAAAGAGAGAGCGCUGCGCGGAGAAGGAUGGGCAAUUGCGGAACCAGAGAGGAAUCAGCUGUCGCUGCUGCUCACGUUCGCCAGAUAAAUGUGUUAUCACAGCAUGUGAAGACCGUCCCCUCUCAGAAAAAACAAAAUCGGAACUUGUUGGAGUUGAGUGAUCCUUCAGUACCUGGCAACAUAGAAGAUUCAACUGAUAUAUCAAUAUAUACUAAUGUGAUUGCCUUUUCAUUGUUUGAGCUUGAGACGAUAACAAAGAGCUUUAGAUCGGAUUAUGUGCUUGGUGAAGGUGGAUUUGGAACAGUGUAUAAGGGUUACAUUGAUGAGAAUGUGAGGGUGGGGCUCAAGUCACUUCCUGUGGCUGUGAAGGUUUUGAACAAGGAUGGUCAUCAGGGACACAGAGAAUGGCUUACGGAGGUCAACUUUUUAGGGCAGCUAAGGCACCCCAAUCUUGUGAAGUUGAUUGGAUACUGCUGUGAGGAUGAUCACAGGCUGUUGGUUUAUGAGUUCAUGUUCCGCGGCAGUCUCGAGAACCAUUUGUUUCGAAAGACAGCCGCUCCAAUUCCUUGGGAAACAAGAAUGUCAAUCGCACUAGGCGCUGCCAAAGGACUAGCUUUCCUUCACAAUGCAGAAAGGCCUGUUAUCUACCGAGACUUUAAGACCUCAAAUAUAUUGUUGGACUCUGAUUAUACAACUAAGCUUUCUGAUUUUGGGCUUGCAAAAGCUGGACCAGAGGGCGAUGAAACCCAUGUUUCAACCCGAGUCAUGGGUACCUAUGGCUACGCUGCACCAGAAUAUGUAAUGACCGGUCACUUGACAGCAAAGAGCGAUGUCUACAGCUUCGGUGUCGUUCUUCUUGAACUUCUGACAGGUCGACGGUCUGUGGACAAGACUCGGCCUGGGAAAGAGCAGAGUCUCGUCGACUGGGCUCGUCCCAAACUCAACGAUAAGAAGAAGCUCUUGCAAGUGAUUGAUCCGAGACUGGAGGAACUGUACUCCAUCAAAGCAGCGCAGAAGGCAUGCAGCCUCGCUUAUUACUGCCUCAGCCUGAAUCCAAAGGCGCGCCCGCUCAUGAGGGAUGUCGUGGAGACGCUCGAGCCCUUACAGGGCAAUGGCGGGGAACAAGACGACGGCUCAGUUCCAGUCCUCGUCAACCAACAAAUGCAUCGAAGGUUGGUUGGCAAUUAUAUUGAUUGCAGGUCGUCGCCGGGCCCUCAGUGUUCUUCAGGUGGUGUGGCUGCUUGCAGAGUGAGGUGAUGAGUGAUCUUUUUAAGCAUAGAGACUAAUCUCCUUACUAAUUAACGGAUCUUUUGGUUUUGCUCCGGCAACCUUCACAGUAAUGAUGUAAAUGGUAGCUGUGAACUGGUAGGUGAGCUUUUUAUUUAUUUUUUAAUCUUAGCUAGAGAUAGGAUUUUUGUUAAAUGGCUUGGUUUUUUAGUUGAGUAAUGUGCAUCCAAGUGAGGUAUUUGCAAAUGCUCUUGAUUGUGAUUCUAUAAUGCGAUUAAUUAUUCUAUGCGAACGCCGAAUGGCGAAUGACGUCCGAAUAUCUAAAAGAAUGCACCAUGUUACCCCUUCGCUUGGUACUGCUCAGUUUCACUGUCAUGAUACAUUUUAA
This is a messenger RNA of Dendrobium catenatum, 1901 nucleotides long. Its product is annotated as probable serine/threonine-protein kinase PBL8. The transcript is spliced from 6 exons. Gene Ontology annotation, biological process: protein phosphorylation. Bases 314 to 1543 code for a protein of 409 amino acids. Gene Ontology annotation, molecular function: ATP binding; protein kinase activity. NCBI's taxonomy places the organism in Eukaryota, Viridiplantae, Streptophyta, Magnoliopsida, Asparagales, Orchidaceae. The record is from RefSeq and is a predicted model, not a curated record.